Messenger RNA from Mobula hypostoma (lesser devil ray), 4288 nucleotides. Its product is annotated as collagen alpha-5(IV) chain-like. NCBI's taxonomy places the organism in Eukaryota, Metazoa, Chordata, Chondrichthyes, Myliobatiformes, Myliobatidae. The record is from RefSeq and is a predicted model, not a curated record. The coding region runs from base 494 to 4288 and encodes 1264 amino acids. The transcript is spliced from 42 exons.
AAUAGAUAUUUGCCCUUGUCGACAUCCACCUGCAGAACAUCCCCGAGAAACGGAGGAAAGGACACUCACCGCCUGCGCCAGAGUCAGAAUGGACAGUGUCACAACCGCACAACUGAGGGCAAACAUUCUGGGGGGUCAGCGCCCGGCCACUCUCAUUAUGAUCCUUUCCCCACAGUGGAGAGCUGUUACUGGAGAGACCUCCGACUGUCUGAAUUGAAUCGUGGAACUACGGGACAGCACAAUUUCUUCACUCAGAUGAGGUUUGCGGGGAAUGGCAGUGAACCAGGAUCUCAGCUCCCAGAUCGUCGAACGGACGCCGCUGCAUCCUAUUUCUAUACACUGCGCACAUGAAUGGCACUCAUGAAGUAACCGGGAGCACGCAGUUAUUCUGGGAGUGGCAGCCGAGGUUUCUUAAGAAACCAGAGGUGUAAAGAUUGUGAGAGACUGCAAAUCUCAGGAACCAAGAGAAUCGAAGAAAAGACGGCUGAUUUGAAUGGCGCUGACCGGAGCCAUCCACACAUCUUUUCUUCAGAUUAUCUCUGCCAGCACUCUUCGGUUACUUUUGGUAGAAUUCGUGUUAUUCUGGGGAGUUCACGGGGGGAUAACUGGCUACACUGGUCCCUGUGAUGGGAGAGAUUGUUCAGUCUGUCAAUGCUUCCCACCUAAAGGAUCACAGGGAGAGACAGGCCCAUUAGGAGAUCGUGGUCCACGAGGAUUUCCUGGGCAUGAAGGGCCAAAAGGACAAGCAGGAGAACAAGGACAGAGAGGAGAACGUGGACUGCCUGGACCUCCUGGAAUUAAAGGGGAUGUUGGCCCUAUGGGUGUUUAUGGCUUUCCAGGAUCCGAUGGUAUUCCGGGAUUGCCGGGACUCCAAGGUUCGAGAGGUCACCCUGGCUUAGAUGGCUGCAAUGGAUCUAGAGGAGAUCCUGGUUUUCCAGGAUAUGCAGGAUAUCCGGGAAGAACUGGACUGCCGGGACUUCCAGGUCCAAAAGGUCCAAAAGGCGAUUCCAUAAUUGCCACAUUCCAUAUGGGCCCACCGGGAGACCCAGGAUUCCAAGGAGAAAGUGGAGUACCUGGUUGUCAAGGGAACCCAGGUGAUCCAGGCAUUGCCGGACCAAGAGGACUACAAGGCCGACAUGGACCCCCAGGUAUAAAAGGAUCACGGGGUGAAAAGGGUAUUGUAUUUCCAGGACAAAAAGGUGAUAAGGGUGAACAAGGUGACCCUGGACAUGUUGAACUAAUCCAGCCUCCUGAGGAAAUUUUCUUUAAAGGAGAUCAGGGUGAGAAAGGCUUCAGAGGGCCUCCUGGGCCCCUUGGAUUUCCUGGACCUUCAUCUGUUCCUAGAGCAAAGGGUAUGAAGGGUGACAAAGGCUUCAUUGGCUUUCCAGGGGAAUUGGGUUAUUACGGGACGAAAGGCUUUCAAGGUGCUCCAGGGAGAAAGGGCGAGCGUGGACCGAGUGGUAGAUCUGGACCAGAUGGCAAUCCAGGGAUGGAGGGUGACAUGGGUGACCCAGGACCCCGUGGGCCACCAGCCUCCUUAACAGUCUGUGAAUGUCAAAAAGGGGAACCGGGCUUUCCAGGUCUUCCAGGUAUUAAUGGAGAACCAGGGUUUCGGGGCCCUCCUGGUCCCCCAGGGCGUCCAGGCAACUCGUUUGGACCAGGUUUUCAAGGCCCAAGAGGGCCUCCGGGUUUUCCGGGUCCCAAAGGAGUGCCAGGACAGAAAGGAAGAAACGCACAUCCAUCUGAUUUAAUCAUGGAUCCUCUCCGCCGACAAAAUCUCGGCAUUUCUCAGGACUACCCAAUGAUGUAUGGUCCUCCAGGCCCCCCAGGGAUGAUGGGUUCCCCUGGUUUCCAAGGUCCAAAAGGCAGUACAGGUUUUGCUUGUGGCUCACUGGGAGCACGAGGCCCGCCAGGUCCAGUUGGCAUGGAAGGGAUCCCGGGUCCAAAAGGAACAGUAGGUUUAAAAGGAGAUCCAGGAAAUUGUAGCUGCUGCCCUAAUUUCAUAGGACCUCCAGGAAAUCCAGGUAAUCCAGGCAUCCCAGGGAGUCCUGGAAUUUCUGGAAGAAAGGGAAUACGUGGUACCCCUGGACUGCCAGGAUUUGUCGGAUCGCCUGGACUUGCUGGAGCUCCAGGAUUGUCGGGGCCUUGUGGUGCAAAGGGCCAGAAAGGAGAGAACUCCAAAAAUGGAAGAAAAGGUGAGAAAGGAGAUCCUGGUGAUCCUGGAUCCGUAGGUGUGAGAGGGCGGCCAGGUUGUCCUGGUCAAGAUGGUGCUGUCGGAAUGAUGGGCAAGCCUGGACCUCCUGGCGACAAUGUAAAUGGAAUACCAGGACCCAAGGGGAAACCUGGCCUUCGAGGACAUCCAGGUUUCCCAGGACCACCAGGACCUGCAGGCACGGGUAUUCGCGGUUCAAAUGGUCAAGCUGGUCCUAUAGGAGAGGAGGGUUUUCUGGGACCUUCAGGAUCUACGGGACCUCCAGGACCUCCGGGAUCUAAAUGCCAAGAGGAUACUCCUGAUUGUCCUCAACUUACAGGGCCGCAGGGUCCAAAAGGAAUUCUGGGUCCUCAAGGCCGAGAGGGUUUUCAAGGACCACCUGGCAGCCACGGACCAAGGGGCUUUGAUGGGGUCAAAGGUUACAAAGGUGAACCUGGCCUGAUACCAACCACUACAAGACCAGGCGUUCAAGGACCCGACGGUAACCCAGGUCCUCCUGGACCCCCUGGACCCUGUGUGGAUGGAGUCCCAGGCUCUCCAGGAGUUCAAGGUCCUCCAGGAGAAGAAGGCCCACCUGGUGAUUCAACUGAAGGUCCUUUAGGACCCCCUGGACAAGUUGGACGGGAUGGCUCAAUGGGUGCGAGAGGAAGGCCUGGAGAUCCUGGAUCCCCAGGAACACGAGGACAACAUGGAGCCCCGGGAUUCCCAGGACUCAAAGGAGUCAAAGGCAAUAUGGGCCCGAGUGGGUUUCCAGGGGAACGUGGCCCACCGGGUGACCAGGUGAAUGGGGAGCCAGGUCCAGUUGGGCCUCCUGGCCAGCCCGGUACCAGUGGCCCUCAAGGUAUCUCUAUAAAAGGGUUUCGGGGAAAUCCAGGUUGCUUGGGACCCACACACAUGAAAGGUCCUCCAGGCACACCUGGCAAUCCAGGACCCCGAGGCCCAGUUGGUCAACAAGGUGACCCAGGUCCUGCAGGUAUCAAGGGAAGACCUGGAACUCUUGGUCCAGUAGGCUGCAAAGGUGACCAAGGCAUUGCGGGAUUUCCAGGAGUACCAGGUCCAUGGGGACAACCAGGCCCUUCUGGACCACAAGGACCAAAUGGAGACUGUGGAAUGAAUGGCCCAGAUGGAAAUAAAGGGUCUAUUGGAAUAAAAGGAGAAAUUGGGGAGCCAGGAGAUAUGUCAACGCCAAAUAUCAUUUACAUAAAAGGUGACCGUGGAUUUUCAGGCCCCUCCGGUGAACAUGGAUUUACAGGGCCAAGAGGAGACAAGGGAUUUCCUGGAAUUCCAGGGACCCCUGGACACCCUGGAAGGCCUGGCUUACCAGGCCCCAGGAAAGGCUUGUCUGGAAUUGUUGGACCAAUGGGUCCAGCUGGACGUCAGGGCUUAAUGGGAGAAAAAGGUGAAAUUGGUAUCAUUGGAUUUCCCGGAAUGAAGGGUGAGAAAGGUGAUAAUGGAGGAUGUGGGAUACCCGGAUUACCAGGGAAUCCUGGUUGUAAAGGUGCAAAAGGAGACAUAGGCGAAUCUAUUCUUAUGCCGCCAUCUCCUGGUACAAAGGGACAAUCUGGCGACCCUGGAGAUUCAGGUCCUGACGGCUCCCCUGGGCCGCCUGGCCCAUCUGGUCCAUGUGGAAGCCCGGGAACACCUGGUUCAAAAGGAAUACACGGAGCUUCAGGGGUACCUGGUUUCCCAGGUGAUCAAGGACCUCCAGGAGAUUCAGGAGCCCCAGGACCCCAAGGACCACCUGGAACUCCUGGACCACGAGGAUCUCCAUGUGCUCCUGGGCCUCCAGGACCCAAAGGUCAGCCUGGAUCACCAGGUUUAAAUGGUUUAAAUGGAUUACGAGGACAAAAAGGAAUACCUGGUCCUCCUGGACCCAGUGAACCAGGACCACCUGGAUUACCAGGACCAAUUGGACAUAAGGGUUCAAGGGGUGAUCACGGACCUCCUGGAGGACAGAAUCCAUGCUCAGAAGGCAAUCCAGGACCUCAAGGGCCAGCAGAGCUACGAAAGGAUCUUUUGGACUUUCUGAGAAACCGUCCCACUAUGCCUGUGAACAGAGAAGAUAUUUUGGAUUGA